CCUAAAAACCCGACGGCGGCGACGGCCGUACGAAAGUGGUCACAAUCUCUGGCCAUUACUGAUUUUUCCCCUUGGCACAGCGCGCAGGAGCACAGGAGGAGAAGCGCGAGUGCCUGUGCGAUGUAGAUGCUGCUCGUCGCGUCUCCGCCAGGGCGGCCAGGAUCGAGAGAGAGGGAGAGAGAGAGCUAGGCGCUGGAUCAAUCUGCUCGCCGGGGCAGGGUUUCCAUCCUUUCUUUUUCGUCAUUCCAAUCGCAUCCCUGGAGGGCCGCCUUUUUGCGCCGGGAGUGAUUCGCAGGGCAGGAUCGUCGCUGGGGCGGCGCUAGCAUCCGAUAUUUCGGGGGCGCAAUCGCGAAUUUUCUCGGGGACCGACAUUCUCUAGGUAGGGAGUGGAUGGAUUCUAGGAGCUCGCGGGCGGUGGGGGGGAUGGCAUCGGGAGCUCUGGCAGAGUUUCUUGCGCGCGUUUUGUGCUAGAUGCUGGAGGCCAGCAAGAGAAUGAGGAUGACUUCGGGCGAUCUAGGACAAAGUGGCUACAUCAGUAGCCCGAAUCUUAGCACAGUGAGCACGGAUGGUUCCAAGGAUCAGUUUCCUGUUGGUAUGAGGGUUUUGGUGGUUGACGACGAUCAAACCACGCUCACGAUUCUUGAGGCGAUGCUUCGCCGCUGUCGCUACAACGUGACGACGUGUGGCAAGGCGACUACGGCGCUAGCACUGCUGCGAGAGCAUAAGAACGACUUUGAUCUGGUUAUAAGCGAUGUCUACAUGCCAGACAUGGAUGGUUUCAAGCUGCUCGAGCUCGUGGGUCUAGAGAUGGAUCUUCCAGUCAUCAUGAUGUCCACCGAUGGAGACUAUAACAACGUGAUGAAAGGGAUCACUCAUGGUGCUUGCGACUACUUGCUCAAGCCGGUUAGAAUGGAGGAGUUGCGUAACAUAUGGCAACACCUAGUGCGGAAGAGAAAGAAUGAGGCGAGGGAGACUGAGACCUUAACUCCGGCCGAGGCUGAUAAACUCAAGGGCGGAGGAGGGGAUGACGUUGAGCACUUGUCGUCGGCGUGUUCGAAGAAACGAAAAGAUGUGAAGGAGGAGGACGAAGGUGUUGAUCAUGAUAGCGAAGACCCUUCGUCUUUGAAGAAACCACGGGUUGUUUGGUCAGUGGAGCUUCACCAGCAGUUCGUGAACGCUGUCAACAAGCUCAACAUUGAUAAGGCCGUUCCUAAAAAGAUCUUGGAGCUUAUGGACGUUCCUGGCCUUACCAGGGAAAACGUUGCAAGUCAUUUACAGAAGUACCGGCUGUACCUGAAAAGGAUCAGCGCUCAGCAACCGCAAAACUCAGCAGGUUUCUCGUUUGGUGGUGCCGAUGGUCCUGUUGAAGGGCGGGGCCACGGCUCAUUUUCAUUGCAAGCGGUCCCGGCAGUUCAGCAAGGAGUAAUUGGUAGGAUAGGCACGACAAACAAUUUGCCAGCGUCAACCGCACUCGAUCAGUCUGGUCUUCUUCAGCUCUCCGGCGGCGGACCGGUGUUUAGACCAAACAUGACACCGCCAGUUUUCGGGUCCCAGAACUCGUACUUCCCGGCUUUCUCAGGUGGAUAUCAGAUAGAACAGCAGGCUCCGCAGGUACCUCUGUAUGGACUAAACCCGAUCCAACAACAGGUUCCUGCAAAUGCCUCGCCAAAGCUACCGGGUAUGACCAACCUGGGACUAACUGGGACUUUUUGUCCGAAUCAAAACGGUUCUUCGAAUCCUCUCGUGGUACAGCUACUUCAACACCAAAGGCAGCAGCAACAGCAGCAGCCACCGAUAGGAAUUCCAGGGCCGGGCUUGGGACAACAGCAACGUACAGUCUUGAGCGAGAUAAACCUGGGAGUCAACACGGGGUUAAACGACGAGGUUGGCUACACUGGGCUAAACGCAGCGGUGAUGAGGAGCUCGGGUGCCAUGGAAAACAAGAACGGAGGCUUACUGGGUGUAGUGGAAAGCAACUUCUCUCCAGCGAGCCUGGGCGGUAUUCCUCCACUUCCACCCGUCGCCCCCGCCCCCAUGGUUUCGUUCGACGCGGCAGAGGUUGCGGCUGUCAAGGGAUUGAACCCAGGAGCAGUGGUUUCUUCAGCCGGCUUUGGAAUGCCGGUGUAUAACCAGAACCGGAGGCCUCAAGAGUGGGCGGGUACGCAGGAACAGCAACGACUGGAAGCUUGCAGCCCGGUGAUGAGCCCCCCGAGCUACAAUCACUCGGUCGGGAGCCACACUAACAAUUACAACGCGGUGGCGGCCGGGCAAGACGUUCAUCAGCAACACAAGAAGUUACUGGAGGACGAGAUCAUUGUGAAUCCAGGCACCGUGCGGAGCUUGCGAGAGAGCAGCGAGAAAUCAACCGCGGAGAGCUCCUUCAAGCCCAAGGUGGAAACCAUAUCGGACUCGUUGAUAAGUGCUAAGAUAGGCUUCCAGAUUGAUCAGCAACAGCAAGCUCCAGCUGCGGAUGAUCUUCUCAGCUUUUACUUGAAGCAGCAACAACAGGAAGAUAUGAGCUUUGUGGACAACGAUUUGGCAUUCGAUGGUUAUGUAGCUGAUAAUCUGUAUGUAAAGUGACCACUCUCCACUCCCACGCCCUCUUCCAUUUUUAUUUUUAUUUUUUUCUACAGUUUUCCUUCUAGGAAUUUGAGCUCCGAGUUAUUCCUGUGCAGGGAGCUGCGAUAGAAAUCCAGAAAAGAUCCUUGUUUUGCUCUUGGCUCUUCAUUUUAUAACUUUUUUCUUCUUAAUUGUCUUACUUUUGCUCUGUUUCCAAGUGAGGAAGUGUACCAUAAAUCUCUUGUGCUCAUGUAGAUCAAUUCCAUUUAUUUUAACUUUAAAAAUAAGAUAAAAAAUAGUUAUCUAUGA
This is a messenger RNA of Selaginella moellendorffii, 2868 nucleotides long. Its product is annotated as two-component response regulator ARR1. The record is from RefSeq and is a predicted model, not a curated record. Gene Ontology annotation, molecular function: DNA-binding transcription factor activity; DNA binding. Gene Ontology annotation, biological process: cytokinin-activated signaling pathway; phosphorelay signal transduction system. Lineage: Eukaryota; Viridiplantae; Streptophyta; Lycopodiopsida; Selaginellales; Selaginellaceae. Bases 472 to 2580 code for a protein of 702 amino acids. The transcript has 6 exons.